UCUUUUCCCACCAACACCUCCAAACCUCCUCUCUAUUUCCAAUUUCCACGCCGCCGCCAACAUGACCACCUCAGCCGCCGCCUCCGCCACCGCCGCGUUGUCCACCCCAUCCUCCGUCAAUCCCCAUCGAUCGUCUUCUGCGCUCAGGCUCCCAGCGUCCCUCCGCCGAUCCCAUCCCAACAGAUUCUUAUCGUCGUCACCCUCGCGCUCUCCACUCGUGCCGGUCUCCGCCAUGGCCUCUCCCGCCGCCGCCGGUGAGACGUCCUCCAGGAAGAAACUCAUCAUAUUCGAUGCGGAGGACGACCUUGCGGCGUCACUGGCCAAGUACACGUCUGAGCUGUCGGCGAAGUUCGCGGCCGAGAGGGGCGCCUUCACCGUCGUGCUCUCCGGCGGCUCCCUCGUCAAGGCCCUCAGGAAACUAGCGGAGCCGCCGUACCUAGAGGCGGUGGAUUGGAGUAAAUGGCAUGUGUUCUGGGUGGAUGAGAGGGUGGUGCCCAAGGAUCACGCGGAUAGCAACUACAGGCUCGCCUCAGAUCAGUUCCUCUCUAAGGUGCCGAUUCCUGCUGACCAAGUUCAUGCCAUCAAUGACGAACUGUCAUCCGAGGGGGCUGCAGGGGACUACGAAACUCGUUUAAAGCAGCUUGCUAAGAACGGUGUGAUCGAACUGUCGCCGGUGUCCGGGUUCCCCAAGUUCGACCUUAUGCUUAUGGGGAUGGGGCCUGAUGGCCACGUUGCCUCACUCUUCCCUGGCCACCCUGUUGUCAAUGAAAACCAGAAGUGGGUCACCUUUGUCAAGGACUCACCGAAGCCGCCGCCGGAGAGAAUAACGUUCACUUUCCCAGUGAUCAACUCGUCCGCACACAUCGCACUUGUGAUCACCGGUGCUGGCAAAGCUGGUGCUGUGCAUAAAGCACUUUCAGAAGGGCAAAGUACAUCAGAUUUGCUGCCUGUCGAGAUGGUUUCUCUUCAGAACGGGGAGCUCGUUUGGUUCACUGACAAGCCAGCGGUGUCAAUGUUGUCGAGCAUCUGAAGCCCACGAUUGUAUAAAUUUGAAGCUUUAAUUUGAUGGGAUUCAUACACGAUUGGGCCUUGUUCGGUUGCAUGGUGAUUGGAGGGGAUUAGGGAUGAUUAACUCUCUUUCUAUUUAAUUUUAAAUAGUAAGGGACUUAAUCUCCUCUAAUUCUCCUCAAUCUAGUUUUAACCAAACAAGGUCUUUAUGGAAAUCUAUUCGGUUCGGCAUGGAACUCUGAGGUGUCGAUUUCGGGGAAAUUUGUCUUGGAUUCCAUUUUGUACCCACUAAUAAUUAUUUAGACCCCCGUAU
Zea mays is the source of this 1321-nucleotide messenger RNA. RefSeq names its product 6-phosphogluconolactonase. Gene Ontology annotation, biological process: pentose-phosphate shunt; carbohydrate metabolic process. NCBI's taxonomy places the organism in Eukaryota, Viridiplantae, Streptophyta, Magnoliopsida, Poales, Poaceae. The coding region runs from base 62 to 1030 and encodes 322 amino acids. The transcript is spliced from 3 exons. Gene Ontology annotation, molecular function: 6-phosphogluconolactonase activity. The record is from RefSeq and is marked validated.